Messenger RNA from Diabrotica virgifera virgifera (western corn rootworm), 920 nucleotides. RefSeq names its product 39S ribosomal protein L42, mitochondrial (gene mRpL42). The transcript has a single exon. NCBI's taxonomy places the organism in Eukaryota, Metazoa, Arthropoda, Insecta, Coleoptera, Chrysomelidae. Gene Ontology annotation, cellular component: mitochondrial large ribosomal subunit. The coding region runs from base 226 to 582 and encodes 118 amino acids. The record is from RefSeq and is a predicted model, not a curated record.
UCAAGACUAUUUAAAAAAUAAUAAAAAAUUUCUAAAUAUGAAAAUAAGAAGUGAUAUAUGACAAAAUAAAAAGUUUAAAAAUAAUUGUCAUGGUCGAGGCCAUAGAAACUACAGCUAUUAACACAUUUCUCUCAUGGGAUAUGCUGUUUUCCAAAGUAAAGAGAAGAUGAAUUUUGAUUUUGAGGUUAGCAUAUAAGUUUAAAGUUUAAUUUAACAAAAACAAAAAUGUUUUGCGCUGCUUAUCGUGUUUGCUUUACACGACUAAUUACUACAAGACCCCUGUCCACAGGUCACCAAAAAAUCGUAGUUACUGAUCAAGGUAGCACAAUAAUAGCUUGGCACCCAAAAGAUGACUUCCCCUAUGAAUGCACUCGUCCAUUACCAGUAGAACCAGAAAAUGAAACUGCCACCGUUUUAAAAACAACAGUGACACCUGAGUUAUUAGGUAUAUUCAACAAGAAGACACCAGAACAAGCAAGACAAGAAUUAAUGAACAUCACUCAUACCACCAAACACAGAUGGUUCCCCAGGGCAAGAGAUAAAAGAGCAAAGAAAACUCCAAUGGACAGAGAAUAUUUGUAAUUGAAUAUAGUUAUUAUCAAAUUUUAAUAAAAAUGUAAAAUGCAAUUUUGUAGCUUUUAGAUGUUCUGAAACUAUCUUGCAAAGAUUGUAAGUCAACUUUAUAGACGAAAGUUUAACAUGUUCACAACCAAGUGACUCGGUAUAUCCUCAUCGAUUUUUCUAUAGACAAGCAUUUCACCCGUAAGCCUGUGGUUGCAUUGCACGUAAUGGCAAUGUAAAUAGCUUUCAUCUUUGAGGAUGAAACUUAAAUAAGCCCCUUGGUAGUGAACAGGUUAAAUGAGACCCAAAGAAAGUGAAAAUAAAGGGUUGGAUCCCCAACGCCUUUUAUUAAACUAAAA